Beta vulgaris subsp. vulgaris (sugar beet) is the source of this 1525-nucleotide messenger RNA. RefSeq names its product zinc finger protein WIP2. Gene Ontology annotation, molecular function: DNA-binding transcription factor activity. Gene Ontology annotation, cellular component: nucleus. The transcript has 2 exons. The record is from RefSeq and is a predicted model, not a curated record. Bases 184 to 1332 code for a protein of 382 amino acids. Gene Ontology annotation, biological process: regulation of gene expression; anatomical structure development. NCBI's taxonomy places the organism in Eukaryota, Viridiplantae, Streptophyta, Magnoliopsida, Caryophyllales, Amaranthaceae.
UGCCCACUCUUCCCCACUCCUCCUCCACCGCCCACUCCCCUCCUCUUCAUUCACCUCUUUCUUUCUCUCUCUAAAACCCCCCAUUUCCAAAAGCUAAAAAAUUUGGGCAGCCAACAAAUUCCUCCCCUUUAUUUCCAAAUUUCAUCUCUUUUUUUCUUCUCUUUUCUUUAAUCAUAUUUCAUCAUGAAUGAUCCCUACUCAAAUUUCUACAUUAGAUGGUCUAAAUUCAACUCUUUCCACCAAUUUUCUCCUCCUCUACCUCCUUCAUCUUCUUCUUCAACAACUCCUCAUUCUUCUUCUUCUUCUUACCAUUUUUACAAUAAUUAUUUCAACACCAAUAUUACUAAUAAUAGUAAUAAUACUAGUACUACAAUAAUUCCAACCCCACCUUCUUCCCCUCCUUUGAGAGAAGCCCUUCCUCUUUUAAGCUUAUGCCCUUCUACCAUGGAUAUUAUUCAUGAGAAUAAUCCUAAUCAAAAUAAUAACAACAACAAUAACAAUAUUACGCCGAAACUCGGCAGAAGAAGCAGCAGCUUAGAAGAAGAAGAUGAUGAAGAUGAAGAAGAAACAGUGACAGUAGCUUUGCAUAUAGGGUUACCAAACCCUAGUGCAGCUGAUCUAGCUUCCAUUCUCUCUCCUCCUUCCAACUCCCAGAUUAGGGAAAAUAACAUUGCUAAAAAUAGUAAUAAUAAUGAUGUAAUUAAAGAUAAUGAAAAAGAUGAUGAAGAAGAAGAAACUGAAGAUUUUGGGCAUCCUUUGAUGAGCAGACUUAAUAAAGGCCAAUAUUGGAUCCCUACUCCUACUCAGAUUUUAAUUGGUCCCACUCAAUUUUCUUGCCCAGUUUGUUACAAGACCUUCAAUAGAUACAAUAACAUGCAGAUGCAUAUGUGGGGGCAUGGAUCGCAAUACAGGAAAGGGCCAGAGUCAUUAAGAGGCACCCAACCAACAGGAAUGUUAAGGCUACCAUGCUAUUGUUGUGCACCAGGAUGCAAGAACAACAUAGAUCACCCAAGAGCAAAGCCACUCAAGGAUUUCCGAACUUUGCAAACUCAUUACAAGAGAAAGCAUGGGAUUAAGCCCUUCAUGUGUAGGAAAUGUGGCAAGGCCUUCGCCGUACGAGGCGAUUGGAGGACUCAUGAGAAGAACUGUGGCAAACUCUGGUAUUGUAUUUGUGGUUCAGAUUUUAAGCACAAGAGAUCUCUUAAAGACCAUAUUAAGGCCUUUGGGCAUGGACACGCUGCAUACGGUGUAGAUGGUUUCGAGGAAGAAGAUGAGCCUGCAUCUGAAAUUGAACAUGAUCCUGAAGAUCAUCACUCAAGGAAACUGCACUAGCAGACUAGCUUUAUGAUAUAAUAAGUGCAUGUAUAUUUGGUUUAUUAAGUUAGUAAUCAUAAAGCUUAAGCUAUAUUUGAUGUGAUCUUUUAGAUUAUACACUGUAUAUUCAUUUUGGGUUUUAUAAAUGGGUAUAUCUCUAGCUCAUGAUGAAAGAUUAGACACUUUCUAGCAAUAUGAGCUUUUUGCAUCA